AUGUCUUUGAUGGAUAUCACUCUUUUGAUGACUUCCGCCGGCAGUACUCAGAAAAAGGUUGGUCAUCCGCCGAAGGACGGUGCGAUUGUCUCAGAAAAAGUUCGUGAAGAUGCUAUGAGCAAGAUAAAUAUCUUCAGAUCGUGGGUUGAAGAGCAGGUGUUAAAUGCUAGUAACGAUGCUACGUUGAGGGUAGUGAUUGUGCCUCAGGGACGCCCCGGUGCAAACUAUAGAGACGGUACCCCCGGGACGUAA
This is a messenger RNA of Penicillium malachiteum, 252 nucleotides long. RefSeq lists its product as uncharacterized. The record is from RefSeq and is a predicted model, not a curated record. The transcript has 2 exons. NCBI's taxonomy places the organism in Eukaryota, Fungi, Ascomycota, Eurotiomycetes, Eurotiales, Aspergillaceae. The coding region runs from base 1 to 252 and encodes 83 amino acids.